GAAGGGAAGAAGGAUGAUAGGAUUGGACAUUGGUAUACAUAUAUUCCUCAAUCCUCAUGGUCUCAAAUUUGCCAUAGAGAGAAUAGUGAGUGACUCUUGAGUUCCUGUAAAUGGUCACUUCUCAGUUCUCAUUUGAGUUUUUCAACACAAUAGUAACAUUGCUCUAAAAUCUAAAUCUUAUGGCGUCGAUCACUGCCCCGAGUUCUCUUCAGAUUCGAUUAGCUUUCAGUGCUUCCAAUUCCACUAAAUUCCCAAUCCUCCUCCACUCACGCCUCCCCCACUCCGAUCGCCGCCUUCGUUUUCUCUGCGUUGCAAAUAACGGAAACGGGUCGGACACUCCUCCCAUUCGGGUCGGGUCGAAUGACCGCUCCGAUUCCGAGGUUAAGAACAAUGUAUCGUAUGGAGGAGCUGUGGGAGUGGGGGUGGCUGGAAUCUUUCUUCUUUCAGGGCUUGUUUUUGCUGCCUUGUUUGUCAGCAGACGAAACAGUGCCAGACAAACGAAGCCCUUGACUAUACAUCAGGAAGCGGUUUUAUUGUCUGAUGAUUGUACUGACAGAAUAGAAUAUGUAAAAGCUGGCAACAUGGAGCAAGGAAAUGGUAAUGUGGAAGGUCGGAUAGAUAUAUCCAGGGAUUGUUCGUCUCCCAAGUCAGAUAAGAUUCCCAAUUGCCAUAGAAUCGUUGAUGAUUCUGAUGGAGGAUUUCAGUUGGUACAUGAUAUUCAUAACGUGGACAAUGAUACCAAUACCAGUACACACAUAUCCAUUCAAGAAGAAUUGCACCAUGGAUCAGAUGUUGAUGCUGAGUCAGUUGUUCCCAGUGAGGGUGGAAUGACACUGAAUGAUUCUGGAUUGGAAAAACCAGUUGAUUCUUUGGAUAGUUAUGGAUUUAGAGAUUUUGAUAGUAGCACUGUUGUAGAUACAGAAUACUCUAUUACUGAACUUAAGGAGAACCCAUCCUUUGUUGAACAAAGAAAUGUGUCCAACUUUGAUGCUGACCCCCUACCUGCUAUAAGUGAGCAGCAGGAUGAAAUUCCUGGUUCAAGUGGCAGUAGAAGUUCAAAUAUUUCUAAUGCUUCUAGUUUUGUUGCCGAUAAUGAAAGUGUACUUGUCAAUAUUGCUGUCAGUAAUCAGUCAAAUAAAACAACUUCAGAUCCUGAAGAUGCAGAAGAGAAUGCUCCAUCAUUUUCAACCAAAGAAAAUCUUGACCUGAACAACAUGCCACAGGUCAUAGACAAGUUGUCCUUGGAGGAGCAGAACUUUUCAGAAAAUGACCUCUUUACAAAAUCAUUUGUCUCAUCAACCAAUAACUUUAUUGACGAACAGAUUACAAAUGAUAAUAAUGAGGUUAAUAAAUGUAGAUCUGAAUCUCCAAAUUCUGGAGCCUUUUACUCUGCACCUGGUAUUCCUGCUCCAUCAGCAGUUUCUGCAGCUGUAAAGGUGCUUCCUGGAAAGGUUUUGGUUCCUGGAGUUGUCGAUCAAGUUCAGGGACAAGCAUUAGCUGCUUUGCAAGCUAUAAGGGUCAUUGAACCUGAAGUUCAACCCAGUGAUUUAUGCACACGCCGUGAGUAUGCUCGAUGGUUAGUGGCUGCUAGUAGUGCUCUAUCGAGGAAAACAAUCUCAAAGGUAUAUCCUGCCAUGUACAUAGACAAUGUUACUGAGCUUGCAUUUGAUGAUAUCACCCCUGAGGACCCUGAUUUUUCUUCCAUUCAAGGUGUGGCAGAAGCUGGACUUAUCGAAAGCAGGCUUUCAAGACGUUUUAGACAGUUGUCUACAGACAAAGACUAUGGCCCAUUUUACUUCUCCCCUGAAAGCCCUUUAUCACGUCAGGAUCUUGUUAGUUGGAAAAUGGUUCUAGAGAAUAGACAGCUUCCGGAAGCAGAUAGAAAGAUGCUGUACCAACUUUCUGGUUUUAUAGACGCCGAUAAGAUACACUCUGAUGCAUGCCCUGCAAUUGUAGCUGAUGUAUCUGCUGGGGAUCAUGGAAUAAUAGCUCUUGCAUUUGGUUAUACACGAUUGUUCCAACCGCAUAAACCAGUAACCAAGGCCCAAGCUGCUAUAGCCCUUGCUGCUAGAGAUGCUUUUGACGUAAUUAAUGAAGAGCUUGCACGCAUUGAGGCAGAAACUUUGGCUGAAAACGCUGUUGCUUCUCAUAGUGCUUUAGUAGCUCAAAUUGAGAAGGACAUCAAUGCAAGUUUUGAAGAGAAGCUUUCCAUAGAGAGGGAGAAGAUCAAUGCUGUUGAAAGAAUGGCUGAGGAGGCAAUAUGUGAGUUGGAAAGGUUGAGAGCUGAGAGAGAAGAAGAUAUAAUUUCCUUGAUAAAGGAACGAGCUGCCAUUGAAACGCAAAGGGAUGUUUUUUCUAGUUUAAGACAUGAGGCGGAGGACCAACUACAAAACCUUAUUGGUAACAGGGUAGAAAUAGCUUAUGAAAAAGAGAGGAUUAGCAAGCUUCGGGAGCUAGCAGAAGUUGAAAACAAGGAUAUUACACGAUUACAGUAUGAGCUAGAGAUUGAACGAAAAGCCUUGUCAAUGGUCAGGGCAUGGACAGAGGACGAGGCCAAACGAGUCAGGGAACAUGUAGUGGCCUUGGACAGGGCUAGAGAUCGUUGGGAGAGGAAUGAAAUCAAAGUGGUAGUUGAUGAUGAUAUCUGUGAGGACUCUGCCGAGGAGCCGUUAUCGGUUCAAGACACGGUUGACAGUGCUGACAACUUAGUGGACAAGCUAAAAGAAAUGGCAGCAGAUGUGAGGGGAAGAUCUAGAGAUAUGAUUGACAAGAUUAUCCACAUAAUUUCUCACAUCGUAACAAGAUUGAGAGAAUGGGCAUGCAAAACUAGAAAACAAACUGAAGAAUUGAGAGAAGCUGCCAUCUCAAAGGCAAGUAAGUCAGCUCAUGAGGUGCAGCAAAGUGCCUUUGAUCUUGGAUUUGCCAUCAAAGAAGGGGCAAAGCGAGUUGCAGAUGACUGUAGAGAAGGAGUUGAGAAGCUCACUCAAAAGUUCAAGACCUGAUCUCUCCCUCUCUCCCUUUUUAAGUGCUGUCAUGUUCAGCGAAUUUUGGUAUACAUCAUACUCGUGUGAACCAUGUCAUUUUUGUAUAAUUAGGAAUUGUGGCGUUGUAAUAACCAGUUGUAAUUAAACUUGUUA
Messenger RNA from Cajanus cajan (pigeon pea), 3137 nucleotides. RefSeq lists its product as uncharacterized. NCBI's taxonomy places the organism in Eukaryota, Viridiplantae, Streptophyta, Magnoliopsida, Fabales, Fabaceae. The record is from RefSeq and is a predicted model, not a curated record.